Molecule: messenger RNA, 1463 nt
Organism: Glycine soja
Lineage: Eukaryota; Viridiplantae; Streptophyta; Magnoliopsida; Fabales; Fabaceae
Product: remorin 4.1-like
Exons: 2
Coding region: 260-1075 (271 amino acids)
Source: RefSeq, a predicted model, not a curated record
UUCAAACAGAUCUUAGAGUUUGCAUUUCUCAGGACCCCAUCUCUAUCAUGUGUGUGGUCUACACUCACCCCUCCAUUCUCAUUCAUUAAUAACAACCUCACAAAAACAAAAGCACACACACACACCUAUGCUCGCUCGAUCAUCGAAUGAAAAAACCAACCAAAAACCCUUUCUUUCACUUUGGUUGUCUCUUCUACACCACUUUCCCUUCACCUUCCGUUCUCCACUCACUACUACUAACAUAAAUUAAAAACACGCCAUGAACAACAACCCAACAACAAUCAUCGGUUCCACUACCCACGGAUCAGAAGAAGAAGAUGAACACAUCACUGAAAUAAGGGAAAUCCACGCGUUAACCCCGCCGCCGCCACGUGGCAGAGCCUGGGAGACAGUGCAUACCCACAGGUCAAGCUCUCUCUCCGUAGCUUCUGAAGGCGGCGCCUCUUCCAGCGAGAACUUCAGCAUGAGCAGAGAGUUCAGCGCUCUGGUUCUCGCAGGGUCCAGCAUCGACCACGACAACAGCAACAACAACAACAGCAACAGUCCCAUGAACGAAAACAACAAUAGUAACAGCUUGUUGGGGAGGAUCAGAGAAGAGGACUUGAUGGAAGAGACGAACCCUUUGGCGAUCGUGCCGGAUAACCACCCUCUGGACCCGGUUCCGUCGUCGUCGUCUCAGGGAGUAAGGGGUGGCGGCGCUGCACGUGAGGAGCACGUGUCGGUUCAGCGGGUGAAGAAGGAGGAGGUUGAUGCCAAGAUAUCGGCGUGGCAGAACGCUAAGGUUGCGAAGAUUAACAACAGAUUCAAGAGAGAAGACGCUGUGAUCAAUGGGUGGGAGAGCGAGCAGGUUCAGAAAGCUUCCUCCUGGAUGAAGAAAGUUGAGAGGAAGCUGGAGGAGAAAAGGGCAAGAGCAAUGGAGAAAAUGCAAAACGACAUAGCAAAAGCUCAUAGAAAAGCAGAGGAGAGAAGGGCAUCGGCAGAGGCAAAAAGGGGAACCAAAGUGGCAAGGGUUUUGGAGAUUGCUAGUCUCAUGAGAGCAGUUGGAAGACCUCCUGCCAAAAAAUCCUUCUUCUAAUAAGCUGUUCAAUAUUUCAUAUUUUCAACUUUUGAAACACAUUUUUAGACAAAAAGGAAAAAAAAUAAAAUAAAAGCAAAAACAGAAUGAGAGAAUAUUAUUUAUGGGCAUAAGAUAUGCCAUAGUCUAUAUAACAGGCCCUUUUCUUUUUUUAAGUAGCUAAAGGGUGCAAGAUGGAUUGCAGUAAGCAGCACUAUGAUGAAAAAAAAAAAAUUGAAGAUGAGGCAUAUGUGUCAUAUUAUGUGAGGGACCAAUUGGAGUGUUUUUAAGUGAUUGGAGUGUUUGAAUGAAUGUGAUAAGUGGUGUCACGCUUAUUUGACUGUGCUGGUUGAUAAACACUAUUUGUGUUUUUUUUUUUUGUACAUUAAUAUAUUGCUUCUUUGAAUUA